GGCAGGGCUGGGGCGGCUCCGCGGGCUGCCCGCCUCAGGGCUCCGGCACGGCCUGAGGGGCUCCGGCACGGCCGCGGGACCCCCGCCCUGCCCGCACCGGUGCCACAGCUCCUGUCCAGCGAGCCCCGGCGCUCCCGCGGACCUCGGGCGAGCAGAAGCCCUCCGGAUCCCGCUUCACCCCCGUCCCCAGCAUGCGGACGCCGGCGGAGAUGAUCGUGGGGCUGGUGCUGUGCCCCUGCGGGCUCCUGCUGACACUCACGGGCACGCUGGCACCCAGCUGGAGGCAGGUGAGCCUCAUACCUGACCAGCCCAUGGACGUCAUUUGGGAGCAGGGCAUCUGGGACAUAUGCAGGGAGCGGCAGAGCACCCACGACCGCCUCUGCGGGCAGGCCGACGAGCUGGGCUACUUUGAGCAGGUGCCCGUGCGGGUGGCCCAAGGGUUGAUGCCCUCCUCGCUCGUGGUCACCCUGGUGGGCUUGGUGGUGGCUGCCCUGGGUGUUCGCUGCUGGCAGCCCGAGCCCCGGCACCUGGUGGCCGGCGUGGCAGGGCUGGUGCUGCUCCUCUCCGGGCUGAUGAGCCUCGUGCCCAGCUCCUGGUACACCCAGGAGCUGUGGGCACUGCCUGCCCCGCCUGGCAGCACGCUGACCGUAGGCUACAGCUUGGUGCUGAGCUAUUUGGGAAGCUGUCUGGAAAUCCUGGGGGGGCUGGCCCUCGCCCUCAGCUUCCAUCACUGCUGCAAGAAGCGCAGAGCUCCCAAAUUGCCCCCCACCCCUGUGACAGAGGCUGGCUCGGGCUUCAGUAGAGCUUACAACAAUCCCUGGGACGUGCUGGAGGAUGAGAAAGAUGGACAGCGCUGGGGGAGAAGCCCACCUUGUGACUCUGACUUGUAGCCCCAGCACUCAGACAGCAGUCAGCUCCCUGGCAUCAAGAGCAGUGCUGGCCCCUGCCCCUACAAGCCAUGCCCUUCUCCUGGGGCCCCUCUAAACCCCUCUGGGUUCUCUCUUGCUGGAAACGAGACCAAGGACCUGUUUUGAAUAUUUGCAACUUCCUCAAAAGUCUGCUGUGCUCCAGGAUCUACAACUGUGCCAAAGCCAUGCUGGAUUGGGAACCAGAGGUAGCUCCAGUCCCUUUGUGCUGCUUUUACCUCAUCUUCCUGUACCAUGCACAGCAGCUUGGGCAGAGACAGCUUUGGUGUUCCCAUGUAAACAACAUACAGGUCAGAAGUGUGUAACCUUUAGAGCGGGCAGUAGGGGAGGGGAGCACCUGUCUCACAUCUCUGCCCAGCUCAGGACUGUGCAAAAAGCAAAAUAAAUUCAAAGCAAUGG
Messenger RNA from Zonotrichia leucophrys gambelii, 1325 nucleotides. It is a transcript of the gene CLDN23, whose product is annotated as claudin 23. NCBI's taxonomy places the organism in Eukaryota, Metazoa, Chordata, Aves, Passeriformes, Passerellidae. The record is from RefSeq and is a predicted model, not a curated record. Bases 192 to 890 code for a protein of 232 amino acids. The transcript has a single exon. Gene Ontology annotation, biological process: bicellular tight junction assembly; cell adhesion. Gene Ontology annotation, molecular function: structural molecule activity. Gene Ontology annotation, cellular component: bicellular tight junction; plasma membrane.